Molecule: messenger RNA, 8967 nt
Organism: Peromyscus californicus insignis
Lineage: Eukaryota; Metazoa; Chordata; Mammalia; Rodentia; Cricetidae
Gene: Dip2b
Product: disco interacting protein 2 homolog B
Exons: 39
Coding region: 150-5012 (1620 amino acids)
Source: RefSeq, a predicted model, not a curated record
CUCAUGGCGGCGGCGGCGGCGGCGGCAGCGGCAGCGCCGGCGGCUCUCGGCGGCUGGAGCCGGAUCCUGUAGCCGGGGUGUGGGCCCGCGUCAGUCCGUCCCUCCUUCGGCCCCCUCUCGUCUUCCGGAGUGUGGCUGGCGGAGCCGCGAUGGCGGAGCGAGGCCUGGAGCCGUCGCCGGCCGCGGUGGCCGCGCUGCCCCCCGAGGUGCGGGCGCAGCUGGCGGAGCUGGAGCUGGAGCUGUCGGAGGGGGACAUCACCCAGAAAGGAUAUGAAAAGAAGAGGGCCAGACUCCUAUCUCCGUACAGCCCACAGACCCAAGAAACUGAUUCAACAGGACAAAAAGACAGAAACCAGACUCCUGCUCCCACUGCGGCUCAGACUUCCGCUCCUUCCAAGUACCAUCGAACUCGAUCUGGAGGGGCCAGAGAUGAGCGCUACCGAUCAGAUAUCCACACAGAAGCGGUUCAGGCUGCCCUGGCAAAGCACAAGGAGCAGAAGAUGGCUUUGCCCAUGCCCACCAAACGACGGUCCACGUUUGUCCAGUCUCCUGCGGACGCUUGCACUCCUCCAGACACGUCUUCGGCCUCUGAGGAUGAGGGCUCUCUGAGACGCCAGGCCGCGCUCUCUGCUGCCUUGCAACAGAGCUUGCAGAAUGCCGAGUCCUGGAUCAACCGCUCCAUUCAGGGAUCGUCCACCUCUUCAUCUGCAUCUUCCACGCUGUCCCACGGAGAGGUCAAAGGAACCAGUGGGUCUCUAGCUGAUGUAUUUGCCAAUACCCGAAUAGAGAAUGUCUCAGCUCCUCCUGACGUCACUGCAACUACCUCUUCCUCCUCCUCCUCCUCACUUCGCCCAGCAAACAUUGACCUGCCCCCUUCCGGCAUAGUUAAAGGCAUGCACAAAGGAUCCAACAGGUCCAGCCUUAUGGAUACGGCUGAUGGUGUUCCUGUCAAUAGCAGAGUAUCUACAAAAAUCCAGCAGCUUCUCAGCACUCUGAAACGACCCAAAAGGCCCCCCUUAAAGGAAUUUUUUGUGGACGACUCUGAAGAAAUUGUGGAAGGUAUACCUCAGCCAGAUCCCAACCAGCCGAAGCCUGAGGGCCGGCAGAUGACGCCAGUGAAGGGCGAGCCCCUCGGAGUCAUCUGUAACUGGCCGCCUGCACUGGAAUCCGCCCUGCAGCGCUGGGGCUCUACCCAAGCCAAGUGCCCCUGCCUGACCGGGCUGGACAUGUCCGGGAAACCAGUCUACACCCUCACAUACGGAAAGUUGUGGAGCAGAAGUUUAAAGUUGGCCUACACGCUGCUUAAUAAAUUGGGGACCAAAAAUGAACCUGUGUUAAAACCUGGAGACAGGGUUGCCUUGGUUUACCCCAACAAUGAUCCAGUAAUGUUUAUGGUGGCUUUUUAUGGAUGUCUCCUGGCAGAGGUGAUUCCAGUACCCAUAGAAGUACCACUGACCAGAAAGGAUGCCGGAGGUCAACAGAUUGGCUUCUUGCUAGGGAGCUGUGGGAUUGCCUUAGCUCUCACCAGUGAGAUUUGUCUGAAGGGCCUGCCAAAAACUCAGAAUGGAGAAAUUGUUCAGUUUAAAGGUUGGCCUCGCCUCAAGUGGGUUGUAACAGAUUCCAAGUACCUUUCAAAGCCUCCCAAAGACUGGCAGCCCCACAUCGCCCCCGCUGGUACAGAACCAGCGUACAUUGAGUAUAAAACAAGCAAGGAGGGGAGUGUGAUGGGGGUCACAGUGUCCCGGCUCGCCAUGCUGUCUCACUGCCAAGCUCUGUCCCAGGCCUGCAAUUACUCGGAAGGAGAGGCCGUAGUAAAUGUUUUAGACUUCAAGAAGGAUGCUGGGCUGUGGCAUGGCAUGUUUGCGAAUGUAAUGAAUAAGAUGCAUACAAUUAGUGUGCCCUACUCGGUUAUGAAGACCUGUCCUCUCUCUUGGGUCCAAAGAGUCCAUGCCCACAAAGCCAAAGUGGCUCUCGUGAAGUGUCGGGACUUACACUGGGCCAUGAUGGCCCAUCGGGACCAGAGGGACGUGAGCCUGAGCUCUCUCCGGAUGCUGAUUGUCACCGAUGGCGCCAAUCCCUGGUCUGUGUCAUCUUGUGAUGCUUUCCUGAGUCUGUUCCAAAGCCACGGACUGAGACCUGAGGCCAUCUGCCCAUGUGCCACGUCUGCCGAGGCCAUGACUGUAGCCAUCCGCAGGCCUGGAGUUCCGGGGGCUCCCUUACCAGGAAGAGCCAUUCUCUCAAUGAAUGGAUUGAGCUAUGGGGUCAUACGGGUCAACACUGAAGAUAAAAAUUCAGCACUGACAGUCCAGGAUGUGGGACAUGUGAUGCCUGGGGGCAUGAUGUGCAUUGUGAAACCAGACGGACUUCCUCAGCUCUGCAAGACCGAUGAAAUUGGGGAGAUUUGUGUCAGCUCCAGGACUGGAGGAAUGAUGUACUUUGGACUUGCUGGUGUGACCAAAAAUACAUUUGAGGUUAUUCCAGUGGCCUCUUCAGGCUCUCCUGUGGGAGACGUGCCCUUCAUCCGAUCAGGGCUGCUGGGCUUUGUAGGGCCGGGGAGCUUGGUGUUCGUGGUUGGAAAGAUGGAUGGCUUGCUCAUGGUUAGUGGUCGCAGACAUAACGCUGACGACAUUGUGGCUACUGGCCUGGCGGUGGAGUCCAUCAAGACUGUCUAUCGAGGACGGCACACUGGCCUUCUUGCUGUUCCUCAAACCUGCCAAGCUCGUGCCUACCUCAGCACCUUUCCGCUUUCCGUUCCUUCUGCCCGGAAUCCUCUUCCUCCAGAUCUUCGCGUGGCUCGCGUCCUCACCUCAUUCAGAAUUGCUGUGUUUUCUGUGUCUGUGUUUUAUGACGAGCGCAUUGUGGUGGUAGCAGAGCAAAGGCCUGAUGCCUCCGAGGAAGACAGCUUCCAAUGGAUGAGCCGCGUGCUGCAGGCAAUCGAUAGCAUCCAUCAAGUAGGCGUUUACUGUCUUGCUCUGGUGCCUGCCAACACAUUACCAAAAACUCCACUAGGAGGGAUCCAUAUAUCUCAGACGAAACAGCUCUUUCUGGAGGGAUCUCUGCACCCAUGUAAUAUCCUCAUGUGCCCACAUACGUGUGUGACGAACUUGCCCAAACCCCGACAAAAGCAACCAGGUGUCGGCCCCGCCUCUGUGAUGGUCGGGAAUCUGGUUGCCGGCAAACGUAUAGCACAAGCUGCCGGAAGGGACCUGGGGCAGAUUGAAGAGAACGAUCUGGUGAGGAAGCACCAGUUCCUGGCAGAGAUUCUGCAGUGGCGAGCCCAGGCAACUCCUGACCAUGUGCUCUUCAUGCUAUUAAAUGCCAAGGGAACCACUGUGUGCACAGCCAGCUGCCUUCAGCUUCAUAAGCGAGCAGAGAGGAUCGCAUCAGUGCUUGGUGACAAGGGACAUCUAAAUGCAGGGGACAAUGUGGUGUUGCUCUACCCUCCUGGCAUCGAGUUAAUCGCUGCAUUCUAUGGCUGCCUGUAUGCAGGGUGUAUACCUGUGACUGUGAGGCCCCCCCAUGCUCAGAACCUCACAGCCACAUUGCCCACGGUGCGCAUGAUCGUUGACGUCAGUAAAGCAGCGUGCAUUCUCACCACCCAGACGCUCAUGAGGUUGCUCAAGUCUCGAGAGGCGGCGGCAGCUGUGGAUGUGAAAACCUGGCCAACCAUCAUUGACACAGAUGAUUUACCCAGGAAACGGUUACCUCAGCUGUAUAAACCGCCCACUCCUGAGAUGCUGGCGUAUCUUGAUUUUAGUGUCUCCACAACCGGCAUGCUUACAGGGGUGAAGAUGUCCCACUCUGCGGUCAAUGCGCUCUGCAGAGCCAUCAAGCUCCAGUGUGAGCUGUACUCCUCGCGGCAGAUCGCCAUCUGCCUGGACCCGUACUGUGGUCUUGGCUUUGCACUCUGGUGUCUCUGCAGCGUCUAUUCCGGUCACCAGUCCGUCUUGAUUCCUCCUCUGGAGCUGGAGAACAACCUCUUCCUCUGGCUGGCCACCGUCAACCAGUACAAGAUAAGGGACACCUUCUGCUCCUACUCAGUGAUGGAACUCUGCACUAAAGGCCUGGGGAGCCAGGUGGAGGUGCUGAAGACCCGAGGGAUCAACCUCUCCUGCAUCAGGACCUGUGUGGUGGUAGCAGAGGAGCGGCCCCGCAUCACCCUCCAGCAGUCCUUCUCCAAGCUCUUUAAAGACAUUGGUCUGUCCCCUCGUGCUGUCAGCACCACGUUCGGAUCCAGAGUCAAUGUGGCAAUCUGUUUACAGGGAACCUCGGGGCCUGAUCCCACGACUGUGUAUGUAGACCUGAAGUCGCUGAGACAUGACAGGGUCCGUCUUGUGGAACGGGGUGCCCCCCAGAGCCUCCUCCUCUCUGAGUCUGGAAAGAUCUUACCUGGAGUAAAAGUGGUUAUCGUUAAUCCUGAGACCAAAGGGCCUGUGGGAGACUCUCACCUGGGUGAGAUCUGGGUAAAUAGCCCCCAUACAGCCAGUGGCUACUACACCAUCUACGAUAGCGAGACUCUUCAAGCUGAUCAUUUCAACACCCGCCUGAGCUUCGGAGAUGCUGCUCAGACUCUCUGGGCCCGGACAGGGUACCUUGGGUUCGUCCGCAGGACCGAGCUCACGGCAGCCACUGGAGAGCGUCACGAUGCCUUGUAUGUGGUGGGUGCGCUGGAUGAGACACUGGAGCUGAGAGGACUACGAUACCAUCCGAUUGACAUAGAGACCUCCGUGUCCCGAGUCCACAGGAGCAUUGCUGAAUGUGCCGUGUUCACAUGGACCAACUUGCUGGUGGUGGUUGUGGAGCUGUGUGGCUCUGAGCAGGAGGCCCUGGACCUGGUUCCUCUGGUGACCAAUGUGGUUCUAGAAGAGCAUUACCUCAUCGUUGGUGUUGUGGUUGUGGUGGACCCGGGGGUCAUCCCCAUCAACUCCAGAGGAGAAAAGCAGAGGAUGCACCUCCGAGACAGUUUCCUGGCUGAUCAGUUAGACCCUAUCUAUGUGGCCUAUAACAUGUAGCCGGGCCUGUGGGGCCAUCCUAAGGCUCAGAGAGACCCAAGACCCGAGGCUAGGGCAGGCUUGCAGCUGACAUGAAGAUGGCUCCAGAGUAGCCUUCAUCUCAUCCUGUGCAAUUCUGCAGUCCCAGAACACCCAGGAAAGGGGAAUUCUGCCACAGCGCGUACUAACACAGUUCCAUGCAUGUUGCAUUUUCCCCAUCUGGUAUACAUACCUGUAUUUUUACCGAAUGUUUAGACUUUUGUAAGGGAGUUCAAUGAAUUCACAUGAAGGGGUAUCUGAGUCCCACAGUUCCCCGCUCUGUACUGUAUUUUGCCAUUUUCCCGUAGUCAGGUGUUCUGCGGGGUUUCUUAAUAUGAAACUACCAAGCUUGAGUCGGCCCAUAAGCAAAUCAAAUAACCCGUGUGAGAGCCGCUUUAUAUGUCUAAUUCUCAAUUAUAAACACCUGACCAGUGUUUAAUCGUGUAAAUAAGAGUGCGCAUAACUAACUUAGCUAAGGAAUCGAGCAAUCAGCUUGCCUAGCUGCAGCUGGCGUAGCUGGGCUCCCGCCGAGGACCUGGUGUGGCGAGACCAGCUUGCCCGGCAGCAGCGCAGCGCCUCCUGUCGGUGGGCGUGUGGAGGUGCACUAGAGCUGCCUGUGUCUGUUUUUAAAGCUUGUAUCCCCAGAAUUAGCUUGAGCUUCUAAGGAUUCUUCAACCCAUUCCUCUGAGCUGAAAAAAAAAUCUCAUGUCGGAAUUUUCGAGGUAGCUAAGAUUCCUAACCCGCUGCGGAACUGCAGUAGUUCACUCGGGCCAGUGUUGAAACUGUUUUCGCAUUUAGAGUGACCGCAGAGAAUUGCGAAGUUCCGCUUUUUCCAUGCUCUGUGUCUGCAGGUGUAGAGCUUCCCCCACCCCUGAAAACUGAGGAGUACGCUCUGUCCUCCGAAGUCUGAGGGCGAUCGCCGGGCUGGGAGGCAGUGAGGUCAGCCAGCUCUUGAACUGUAGGCCACAUGCGCACAUCCCGACACUAACCAGCCCGGGCUGCCAGGAUAGCCAGGCUCCUAGGAAACAGGGAAGUCUGAUGUAUGCAAGAAACUCUUUUGAAAUAACUGGUGCCUGGGCCACACUCAGUGUGGGACUGAGUUUGGCCUCUGGCUCAGUUUCCUUUCUUUGGUCUGAAACUUCAUGUAUUUGAAUAUAGUUAAAUUUUAUUAUUUUUUUCUUACAGAAAUAUUUUUAAAAAUUAAAGAAAACUUCAAGUGAAAAAGAAUUAACCUGUUAAAUCAGAAUGGUUCUCUUUGACCUGUUCUGGUCUAUUGUGUAAAUAUUUAUUUAGACUAUUUUGAUAAUACAUAUUAUUUACCCCACUGUAACAUCCUGUAAACUAAAUGUGUUUUUAAGCAAUUUGUAAGACUUGUAAUUACCCUAAAAAUAUGGUUUAUUAAGCAAAGACCAGACUCUUCACCAGGCAGCGCUCCUGGGCCACCUUCAAUCUCAUGACUCAGCCUCUAUGGCCCCUUCUCCAUAUCGUCCCCCUCCCAGCUCCUGUUCCCCAGAAGGAAGCCCUCCAGAGCCUCCACUUCAUUUGUGUUUUGGGUAGGAUUGGUUUGCAUGUGAUGAGGGAGGUUGGGGUGUACAGGAAAGGGGUGCUGCCUCCUGGGCAGAGUAACAUCCCAUCCAGGGAUCGCUUCAUCUACAAAGGAAACAGCCUGCUUAUUUUAGAAGUCUUAAAACUGUUUUGCUUUGUUUCUUUAUUUUUUUGUUUAGUUUUGUUUCCUUUGUAUUUUGAGACAGGGUCUUUCCACGUAGCCCAAGCUGGCCUGGAACUCCACCACCCCAUUGCUGAGAUUACAGGCAUAUGUAAACUCUUAAAACAGUUUGUGAUUCUUUACCAAGCAAAGCAGGUGCCUGGGUAUUAAACAUUCUAUGUCAACAAUCUGCAAGGUCUAAGAAAAAAACUGUAGACCAAUCCAUCUUGAAUGGUAACUCUUAUGAAUGCAAAUUAUUAACUUGUUUUCACCAGCCAGGGACACAUUGUCUGAAUAAUGUGAGCCACAUCUGUAAUUUAAACUUUCCUAAUAACCACUUUUUAAAAAGAGGUUUCAUUGUGUAACCCUAGCUGCUUACUCUCUCUGUAGACCAGGCUGGUGAUAAACUCACAGAUCUUCCUGCCUCUGCCUCCUGAGUGCUGGGAUCAAAUGUGUGCACUGUACCCAGCUGAACACAUCUUUUAAACAUUUUUAAAGCAUAUGAUAUUGAUUUUAAUAUAUUUGCCAAAAGUACUAUUACUUUGAUAUAAAAUUAUUGAUUUUUUUUAAAGUUUUGGAAAACCUAUGUGCAUAUUAAACACGUUUAGUUCAGACUGGCCACUUCAGGUUUCAGUUGUCAUGUUGGAGAGUGCCGCCCUGCCACUCCUUCAAGCACAGAACUGUAGCCAGGUCAUCUCACUGUGGCCAGCUCCCAGCGCUUAGGGCAAUGAUCUAGUUGUCAUUCCCGGGUCCUCUGUUUUAAAACAAUACUGGGGUAGAACACUCUGCCACUGAGCUCAUCCCACGUAGCCCAGGCUGGCCCAGAACCUCUGCUUUCUUCCUUCUUCGGUCAGUGCUGAGUUUGUAGCAGAUGCCUCCACACCUGGCCUCAGGCCUCUGGCCUUUUACCCCUUCCUGACAAUGAUUACUUCUCCCACCCCCACCCCCAUGGCUUUGCUUUGGGUCCAUCCCCUAAAACCAGAUUAUACUGGUAGGACAAAAGCUGAGCGCUGUCCCUGGAGAGCCUCAUCAGUCCAGGCUCCCUCCUUGACAGGGUUUGUGAUAGACCCCUGAAGCAGACCUUAAUCUCCAACUUUUUUCUUAAGAAGAGUUUCUGUUGAUGGCGUCACUCUGGCCCUUUCCACAUUCAAUGGAAACUUCCUGGUUGAACUGACGGUGAAAGCCGCCCUCAAGUGAAGUCCAUCAUUACCAAAACAAAAACCAGAAUCGGCCUGCAGCCCUUCCUGACCACUGAACAGGGAGGCAGGGCCCAGUAAACUAUCUAGUUACACAAAACUCCUCUUUUUUUUUUUUAAUUUUGUGUGUUGUGUGUGUAGUAGGGUCUUACUGUAUAGCCUGUGCUGGCCUCAAACUUGAUGCUCUUGCUCAGCCUUCCAGUGCUGAAAUUACAGGUUUGUGCAACCAGCCGCACCUGGCAAGAGAAAUCUUCUAAUCUGGAAAUCUGUGAACCUUUGGCCCUCAGGAGAGGGACUGAGGUGGAUCAGGGAGUUCUAGCUGCACACAUGCCAUCCCAUGCACCUGAGCCCUCAGAAUGCCCACCGUGCACACAGAGGCCCUGUUCUCCCAGUACCAGUCCUCUCAGUGUGCGGUUGUGUUGGCUGGGCUGCUGGGGACCAUAGCCUGUCUCCUCACUUUAGUCCUGGGCCGUGCUUGCUUAAUGCUCUCCUGGAAUCCCAAGGGCCUGAGGCCUUAGGCUCUGCUACGGUCUCUGCCCCAGGCAUGGUGCUCAAUAUCUCGGCCAAAUAAGUUACUUUCCUUGAAUAUCCAGGAAUUUUAAACUAAAGCAGUGGAGACUAGUCACCUUACCCUGGAACUCCAGUAUAGCUGACUGCCUUAGUGUUCCCUGCGUCCUCUGCUUUGAUGUCAAACCCAGAGUGUCUGGAGCCAGAGGCCGCGGCAGGCCUUUGCUGUCACUCAGCAGUCCUGACUUAGGCAUGCGUAGAUGAACCAUGAGAUUUGCCCCGAGGAAGAGACUUAAAGACACAUGAAGUUUUUAGUCCUAAGUGCUGUUUUGUUUACUUUCUGUCAAGAUGAUAUUUACCCCUGUCAAAUUCAAACUAUCGUACUGUGUAAUUAUGUAUAAAGGUUUUUUUUAUUUAUUUGAAAUUAGAUUAGGUAUACAUUUUUAAAUUUAACAUCUGGCUGGACAGUGUUCUAUUAACUCAUUGAAUGUGUUUCCUUUGUCUUGUGUUAAUAAAUUUUGAUGCUUGA